CUGGUCUGAUAUACACACUAUAGAUAUAGUGUAUUUUUCCAUUUUACUUACUCCCUUGCUCUUAGAAUACCUACAGCCUCCCCUCCUCCAACAUGACAGAAACCCUCCGCCCUGCCUUCGCCGACCGUCCGCGGCCGCUGCUCUCGUACGGCAUCCCCUUCCCCGCCGCCGCCGCCCACCAUCUCGACGACCUUUUCCACGCCUCACGAGUCUACAUCAUCUGCUCCGGCUCCCUGGAGCGCAACACCGAUGCCCUGGACCGCCUCGUUGCUGCGGUUGGCGAGAAGAGAGUGGUUGGCAAGCGGGUUGGCAUGCGAAGUCACACGCUGUGGUCCGAGGUCUUGGAGGUCGUUCACGCCGCGCAAGAGGCAGAAGCCGAUUGCUUGAUGACUCUGGGCGGGGGCAGUUUGACAGAUGCAGCCAAAAUCGUGGCGCUGGCCCUAGCCAACAACGCGAAAACAACCUCCAGCCUCACCACCCUCCUCCCGGGCCCCACCCAAUCCCCCGACCUCCACCCUCCAUCUAUCCCCAUCAUCUCCAUCCCCACCUCCCUCUCAGCAGGUGAAUACAGCUCCGUCGCCGGCGCUACGGACGACUCCACGCACCGCAAGCACAUCUUCUCGUAUCCGACCAGAGGCCCGGCGCUGGUCAUCCUCGACCCCGCGCUGACGACGACCACCCCGCGCCGCGUGUGGCUGUCGACCGGCGUGCGGGCCGUGGACCACUGCGUGGAGACUUACUGCGCGACGCGCGGCACGACCACCGAGACGGACCAGCUCACCCUGCAUGCGCUGGGCCUGCUGGUGCCCGGGUUGAUCCGCACAGCCUGCGACCUGGCCGACCCAAAGGCGCGGCUGGACUGUCAGCUCGGGUCGGUGGACGCCAUGGCGGCGGUGACGGCCGAGCAGGCGGGUGUGCAGUUGGGCGCGAGCCAUGGGAUUGGUCAUCAGUUGGGUCCCCUCGGCGUCGGACAUGGCGAAACCUCCUGUAUUCUGCUCCCGGCGGUAUGCAAGUACAAUGCCGCGCAUGGUGCGAAUCGCGACCGGCAGGAGAAGCUGAAGCAAUUCCUCCUAAAACGGAAGGAAGUUGUCGAUGUGUUGCGUCGGCAGGGCAAAGCGGAACAUCUCGAUAAGGUCGAUCUGGGCGAUGUCUUGGAUGCGAUCAUCCAGGAGUUGGAUCUGCCUCGAUCGCUCAAGGAUGUUGGAGUCGGCAGGGAGCAUCUGGAUAGUCUGGCGGAGAGUAGUCUACAGGAUCCGUGGUGUCGAACAAACCCUGUGCCCUUGACGGAGAAGAGCCAGGUGCUGGAGAUCUUGGAGAUGGCCGUGGAGUGAGGCUGAAGGCAUUGAUCUAACGCACGCGGGAGGACUGAGUACUCUUCAACAUGACAUAAACAAUAGAUCUCU
This is a messenger RNA of Aspergillus saccharolyticus JOP 1030-1, 1403 nucleotides long. RefSeq names its product iron-containing alcohol dehydrogenase. The record is from RefSeq and is a predicted model, not a curated record. Gene Ontology annotation, cellular component: mitochondrion. Gene Ontology annotation, molecular function: metal ion binding; alcohol dehydrogenase (NAD+) activity. Bases 93 to 1331 code for a protein of 412 amino acids. NCBI's taxonomy places the organism in Eukaryota, Fungi, Ascomycota, Eurotiomycetes, Eurotiales, Aspergillaceae. The transcript has 3 exons.